This is a messenger RNA of Perognathus longimembris pacificus (Pacific pocket mouse), 1741 nucleotides long. RefSeq names its product solute carrier family 35 member D3 (gene Slc35d3). Gene Ontology annotation, cellular component: Golgi apparatus. Gene Ontology annotation, molecular function: antiporter activity. The record is from RefSeq and is a predicted model, not a curated record. NCBI's taxonomy places the organism in Eukaryota, Metazoa, Chordata, Mammalia, Rodentia, Heteromyidae. Bases 1 to 1269 code for a protein of 422 amino acids. The transcript is spliced from 2 exons.
AUGCGGCAGCUGUGCCGGGGCCGCGUGCUGGGCAUCUCGGUGGCCAUCGCGCACGGGGUGUUUUCGGGCUCCCUCAACAUCCUGCUCAAGUUCCUCAUCAGCCGCUACCAGUUCUCCUUCCUGACGCUGGUGCAGUGCCUGACCAGCUCCACGGCGGCGCUGAGCCUGGAGCUGCUGCGGCGCCUGGGGCUCAUCGCCGUGCCCCCCUUCGGCCUGCGCCUGGCGCGCGCCUUCGCGGGGGUCGCCGUGCUGUCCACGCUGCAGUCCAGCCUCACGCUCUGGUCCCUGCGCGGCCUCAGCCUGCCCAUGUACGUGGUCUUCAAGCGCUGCCUGCCCCUGGUCACCAUGCUCAUCGGCGUCCUGGUGCUCAAGAACGGCGUGCCCUCGCCGGGGGUGCUGGCCGCCGUGCUCAUCACCACCUGCGGCGCCGCCCUGGCAGGCGCUGGCGACCUGACCGGCGACCCCGUCGGGUACGUGACGGGCGUGCUGGCGGUGCUGGUGCACGCCGCCUACCUGGUGCUCAUCCAGAAGGCGAGCGCCGACACGGAGCACGGGCCGCUCACCGCGCAGUAUGUCAUCGCCGUCUCCGCCACCCCGCUGCUGGUCGUCUUCUCCUUCGCCAGCACCGACUCCAUCCACGCCUGGGCUUUCCCGGGCUGGAAGGACCCGGCCAUGGUCUGCAUCUUCGUGGCCUGCAUCCUGAUCGGCUGCGCCAUGAACUUCACCACGCUGCACUGCACCUACAUCAACUCGGCGGUGACCACCAGCUUCGUGGGCGUGGUGAAGAGCAUCGCCACCAUCACGGUGGGCAUGGUGGCCUUCAACGACGUGGAGCCCACCUCUCUGUUUAUUGCUGGCGUCGUGGUGAAUACCUUGGGCUCCAUUAUUUACUGUGUGGCCAAAUUCCUGGAGACCAGGAGGCAAAGCCACUAUGAGGACCUGGAGUCGCAGCCCGCAGGAGAGGAACCGCAGCCAAGUGGGGACCAGCUGCCAUUCGAGAUGGAGGAGCUGCCGGGGGAGGGUGGAGGUGGCAGGUCAGAGAGUGGGGCGGGCGCAGGUGGCUGGGCUCAGCCGAGUGGGCCGGAGGCAAGGGGCAGCCCCUCAGGGGCUCCGCGGGUCUGUGGGAGCUCGCUGACCCCAGCGCACCCCGAAGAAGGUAGUAGAAGGUCUCUAAAGGAUGCUUACUUGGAAGUAUGGAGAUUAGUUAGGGGAACCAAGUACAUGAAGAAGGAUUAUUUGAUAGAAAACGAGGAGUUAGCCAGUCCUUGAAAGGGGCAUGCACGUAUGUACAUAUGUACAUACCGUUAUUUUAUAUGGUAGAAAUACUAUUUUAAUGCUAGGCCUCCCAAUUGUGUUCCUUGAAGGGUGGGGAAGGGAGCCCACAAAAUUAGCACCUGUGUGAAUUACCUACCAGGACUUUUUCUGAGGGGGGGAGGGAGGGAGAGAGAGAGAAAGAGAGAGAGAGAGAGAGACAGCACUUGACAUAGUCAAACUGAAGUAGGACUCAGCUUCUGCCUUCUGGCUCAUUUAUUUAUUUAUUUUUGCCUUUAUAACCAUAACCAAAUAUUUGCAUGCACCAAAAGUCCCUUGCUCAUACCUUCCAAAGAAGAGUGUACAAAUGAGAACUGCACUUAAUUUUAAAGAUUAUAACCAGGGGCACAUUUUUUGAUGCUAGUUAGACCUACAGUUGUUUAUAUUAUUAUUGUUAUUAUUAUUAUUAUUGUUAUCUUUAAAUAGUUAU